This is a messenger RNA of Penicillium cinerascens, 1860 nucleotides long. RefSeq lists its product as uncharacterized. The coding region runs from base 1 to 1860 and encodes 619 amino acids. Gene Ontology annotation, cellular component: transcription export complex 2. Gene Ontology annotation, biological process: post-transcriptional tethering of RNA polymerase II gene DNA at nuclear periphery; transcription elongation by RNA polymerase II; poly(A)+ mRNA export from nucleus. The transcript is spliced from 3 exons. The record is from RefSeq and is a predicted model, not a curated record. Lineage: Eukaryota; Fungi; Ascomycota; Eurotiomycetes; Eurotiales; Aspergillaceae. Gene Ontology annotation, molecular function: RNA binding; double-stranded DNA binding.
AUGGCGGGCCAGACCCCCAUCUUGGACCAAUUCCUCCGCAGCAUCACCGAUUUGGUCCAGAACCGCGAUGGCGCCAAGUUGCAGGACUUCCUGCAGAUCGAACCCCCGCUUUCCGACAUCUAUCAGCAAAUGAUCCAGGAAUUGCGCCAGCGAUACCCUAGUCCUCAAGGCGAUAAUGGACUGCUGCAACGGUGUGAAGGACUGGUCCCGCGUACCAAAGGUAGCUCAUCGUGGAUGGCUUUCCCAACCUUUAUGAAGCUAUACUUUGCAUUCCUGCGCGAUGUGAACGUUGAUAACCUGCUGGAGACCUACAAUCGACUCAGGGGACUGCUGAACCAGUGCGUGAUGGCCCUCGGAGACAGUCAAAUGGGUGUCAUUGUGCUUCCAACCGUUCUUUAUCUGUCGAAAGUCCUGGCAAAAUUGGCUAUGGGAUUGGAUCGCCGACCCGAGCUCAUAGCGCAUAUCCUGCGCUCGGAGGGUCUUGUCGAUCGCGAGGAAAACAUCGAAAAAGUGACAUUGGUAGAACAGUCGGCGAAUGUGGUACGCGAAGCGUUUAUCAAGUGCUUGACCGACCGUUCCGGCACUCCAGGUCCACACGGGAAGCCCGAGGGCAAGCGCAUUGGGAUCUACCUCAUGGCCAAUCUAUGUCUCAAACUGCUUUUUCAAUGCGGUAAACUUCGAAAUGCCGAACAGAUGUUUGCCAGCAUCAGCGCCCAGUCGCCUCCUUUGGCCCAUUUCCCUGCUUCCCAACGUGUCACUUAUCUCUACUACCUUGGGCGCUAUCUUUUCUCCAACAAUCUCUUUUACCCUGCGCUGAUCGCCUUGCAAUCUGCCUAUGACCAAUGCCACCGCCAAGCACUCAGCCAGCGACACUUGAUUCUCACCUACCUGAUCCCGUGCAACAUCAUCAUGGGCCGUUUUCCAUCUCAAACACUCCUACAAAGGCCCGAGGCUCGGGGUUUGGCGGAACACUUUGAACCUUUGCGCCGUUUGAUCAUUCGCGGGGACUAUAUUGCAUUCCGCCAGCAUCUCUCCCUUGGCUCAUCGAAUGCUCAAUGGUUCUCACGAAAGGGAGUCCUGCUUGCCCUCCGUAACCGGUGUGAAAUCCUGGUGUGGCGGUCGUUCUGCCGAAGGGUAUUUAUCGAGGGUGGGUUUCACGGGGACACCCAGGCGAACGGGCAGCGUGGACCACCACCGUAUCUUUAUUUGCAGAAGCUGGCAGUGGCCACACGAUGGCUGAGAUCCAAGCAUGGGCAAUUGCCCAUCAAUGACAAUAGCAAUUCCAUCAUGGCGCAAGAUUAUGGGUCGCAGACUAUCUCCGAGCCAACGGAUCCUGAUUAUGCAGAUCUCGAAGACCCGAACCGCGCGACUGCCUCGGAUGCUGAUCAAAGUAUAUUGGAAAAAUAUGGCGACUAUAUUGCUCCGGAGAGUUUCUUUGGUGAGGGUGGUCAUUUACAGGAAAAUGUGCCGGGCCAUUUGGUCGAUGGCGAUCCGGACGCCGAUUUCGACGAUCUCGAAUUGGACCCGUAUGCUGAUAUUGAUGAUCUUGAAGCGGAUCAGCCUUCUCUUCUCAUGCGGGAAAUAGAAUCCAUCCUCUCUUCAUUACUUACACAGGGAUUGAUGCGCGGCUACCUCACGCACCGCAAUCCUCGAUUUGCAAUUCCCGGUGCCCGACUUCGGGGCGCUCUGCCGACGGGAUUCCCCAAUGUUUGGCAAACAAUCUCGGCCCGUGAAAAGGAGGACUCCAGCGUCCCCGGGUGGGUUCGGCCUCCACCGCGCACCACGUUUGGCGGCCCGGCAAUGGUUAGCGGUGGCCGGGUUGUGAAUCUCUCGGGGGCUCGACCGGUUGGAGUGCAGUAA